Condylura cristata (star-nosed mole) is the source of this 2497-nucleotide messenger RNA. It is a transcript of the gene ANKRD23, whose product is annotated as ankyrin repeat domain 23. Lineage: Eukaryota; Metazoa; Chordata; Mammalia; Eulipotyphla; Talpidae. Gene Ontology annotation, cellular component: nucleus. Bases 25 to 957 code for a protein of 310 amino acids. Gene Ontology annotation, molecular function: transcription cis-regulatory region binding; protein binding. Gene Ontology annotation, biological process: positive regulation of transcription by RNA polymerase II. The record is from RefSeq and is a predicted model, not a curated record. The transcript is spliced from 9 exons.
GGGUGUGGAGAGCAGGGGGGGACCAUGGACUUCAUCAGCAUCCAGCAGUUGGUAAGUGGAGAAGGAGUUGGAAGAAAAGUGUUGGAAUGUGGACAUGGAGGUCCUGAUCCUGGAGGCCGGCCUACUUGCUGGAGGCUGGGACCCCAAGAGGCUGCAGCCCGGGAAAGGCAGAGGCUGGAAGAGGAGAAGAAGAAGAAACUUGAAAGAUUUAACAGUUCCAGAGUUAACCUGGAGAAUCUGGCCGACUUGGAAAACUUGGUUCAAAGACGAAGAGAAAAGCGACUGAAACUGAAACUGAAAUGCAGCGUCCCCCCCAGCACACCUGAGUGGGUGGUUAAGCCGCAGUCCCAGGCCCAGCUGGGGCCUGUGGACCUGGAGAUGUUCCUGAAGGCAGCUGCUGAGAACCAGGAAGCCCUGAUUGACAAGUACCUGACAGACGGCGGGGACCCCAACGCCCAUGAUAAGCUCCACCGCACCGCCUUGCACUGGGCCUGCCUCAAGGGUCACGGCCAGCUUGUGAACAAGUUGUUGGAGGCGGGUGCUGCUGUGGACGCUCGGGACUUGCUGGACAGGACCCCUGUGUUCUGGGCCUGCCGUGGAGGACACCUGGACAUCCUCAAACAUCUGCUUAACCAGGGAGCUCAGGUCGACGCCCGGGACAAGAUCUGGAGCACCCCCCUGCAUGUGGCUGUGCGCACAGGGCACUGUGACUGCCUGGAGCACCUCAUUGCAUGUGGAGCCCAGAUUAACGCGCAGGACAAGGAGGGGGACACGGCACUGCACGAGGCUGUGCGUCACGGGAACUACAGAGCCAUGAAGGUGCUGCUGCUCUACGGAGCCCGGCUGGGCGUGCGGAACGUGGCUUCCAUGACCCCAGUGCAGCUGGCUCGGGACUGGCAGCGGGGCAUCCGGGAAGCACUGCAGGCCCACGUGGGGCACCCCCGGACCCGAUGCUAGCGAUGACAGCAGACCUGCAGGGUCACCGCGCCACCAUUCCAUUCCCUUCCUCUCCCAUCCUUCCAUGACUAAAGCCUCUGCACCCCUGCGGUCCCGACCUCAGUCCCGACUCCUCUCAGGGCGUUUCCUCCAGCCUCCGGGGCCGCCCCGUGGAGGCCGAGGAGCAGCUCCAGGCCCUGCAGGUAGACAAGCAGGCUCCCUGGCUUCAUGUCUCAGGGGUGACUCAUUCCCUGCUAGGGCUUGAGCUAAGGGGCUGAGGCAGAGGACCGCGGGUAAGAGGAAAAGUGGGUCCAGACAAGGAUGGAUAAUGGGAGCCCAGGACGGAGCAGAAAACGACUCUAAGCCUCGAGCUACCACGGGCUGGUGCCAGAUCCCCUCAGUGUCCACUGAGCCCAGUCUGGGAGACGAUCAGCCCCUGCCUCCACGGGGCCAGUCUCCCAUCAGGUGGUGAUUCAGGGCAUGGCUAACAGCUACUACCAGAGACCUACAAAGGCAACUGGAAUCGGCCACGAAGAGGCUAGGCCCUUCUGCAGCUGGCCCAGGCCCUUGGGCAGGGGUUUCUCCAGGCAACUCCAUGCCUAUCAGCAGCAACCCUGGUAGGGUCUGGAGUGGCUUUACAUACCUUUGGUCUUAGAGACUCUGAUGUUGGGCCUGGCCAUCUGGAGGGGGCUGUUCAACAGGUUUGAGGCUCCUCUGCCACAGAAGUCCAGUACCAACCUGGUUGCCCCAGAGGCUCUUAGACCAAUGAUCUGGAGCUCCUAUUUCUUUCAGGGAAACCCGUGCCCACUGGCUUUCCUUGUAGGGGCAAGUGCCUGGGUGCUGGGGUUGCUUGUGGCCCACUCAACUUGGGGGCGGUGGCCCGUAACCCCACUUCGCCUCAGGCCCUACUACUGCCCUGGGCUUGAAGCCCUUCCUGGCUCCUAUAGCUGCUGCACCUGCUUGCUCUAUCCCCUAGAGCAGGACACUGAGGCCCUCCGCCCAGCCAGGAAGCAGAGGCGGGUUAACCAUCUGCUAAUUGGUGGCAGUUCUAAGACCCAACUUUACACAGGCUCUUCUAAAAGUUCCUUCCUCUUUCCUUAUCCAUUAAGUUUCAAGCUGCACCGGUGUAGACCUGUACUACUGGCGAAGGCUGGGUCCUUACAAGCCAGUAAGUGAAUCUUAAGACUGUGCCCUGAACUGGGAAACGGGCCGAGGGCUGGGCUGACACUUUCGCCCUCCUCAUGUGCGUGAGGUACCAUUUCGGAGCACUUAUUUUUAGCCUGACUUCAGAGGCCCUCUGAGGCCCAGAACAAGGCUGUUUUUCCUACGUGAAGAAACUGACCAGGGCUCCCCACCAGGGGCCACAAAUACACACUCCUCCACCUGGGCAGCUCCUGCCCUGUGGCAACAACCAGAGCCUAACGUGGCACUGGAGGCCCAGGAGAAAUAGGUGUUCAAGUCCAUGGAGUAGACAACUCCCCAUCUAGAAAAUGGGGACACUUAAGAGACAGACAGAACCACCUUUUUAUACAGAUCAUAACUUUUUGUUCAUUAAAAUUGG